Periophthalmus magnuspinnatus is the source of this 7073-nucleotide messenger RNA. It is a transcript of the gene svila, whose product is annotated as supervillin a. Gene Ontology annotation, molecular function: phosphatidylinositol-4,5-bisphosphate binding; actin filament binding. Gene Ontology annotation, biological process: barbed-end actin filament capping; actin filament severing; cytoskeleton organization. The coding region runs from base 40 to 6759 and encodes 2239 amino acids. Gene Ontology annotation, cellular component: actin cytoskeleton; cytoplasm. The record is from RefSeq and is a predicted model, not a curated record. NCBI's taxonomy places the organism in Eukaryota, Metazoa, Chordata, Actinopteri, Gobiiformes, Gobiidae. The transcript is spliced from 41 exons.
AUCACCUGUGUGUGUACCGUUGUGCUAUUUCUUGCCAUAAUGUAUCAAAACCCGUGGAUAUCCAACUACCUGAGUCAUGUGAAGUUGUGCAGUCAAGGACUUGGCAGUGAUCCACACAUCAGACUUGGCAACCACAGACUGCUGCAGAAGAGGGCUCUGAGCUUUCACCGCGAGCUGAGUUGUGAGGAGAAGGACGCUGUUGUCAGGAGCAUCACUGAUAUUGAUGUCAGUCUGCUGGCUGCUCUGCCCAAAGUUUCAGAGCUGAGGAAACGGUUUGAAGGCAUCCACACAAGCGUCAGUGACUGUGACAUGAACAGGAAGGAGCGCAUCGCCCGCAGGUUAGAGGGCAUUGAGACUGGGGAGGUACCCCCCUCUUUGCUGCCCAGCAUGGUGACCCACAGGCUGCUGGAGGAGGACAUGCCCAGGUACACACGCAGCUCAGAAGACACGCCCAGGUACAUCAGGACAACUGAAGACACCACACAAUACACAAAGACCCCAGAGGACACACUCCGCUACAUCAGGACCAGCGAGGACACACCUGGCUACACUGGCUGCAUUAGAACAUCUGAGCAUACGCCAUGUUACACUGCUGUAGAGCCAGCGCAGUACACCCGGAGGACAGAAGAGAGCCCACACUACAGCCACACUCCACAGGACACCCCCUGCCUCAUCAACACUGGGGACACUUCACGGUACAGCAGAGGGAAGGAGGACACCCCACACUACAGCCAGAGAUCAGAGGACACAGCGCUCUACACCAGGUGUUCUGAGUCCCAUGAACCCAGCUCAGUGACCUCACAGCAGUACAGUAAUGAAGUCUUCCAGACCCCAGAACAGGUGUGCGAACAGUCCCAAGCCAAGCCUCAGUCCACCCCACAGCCCCCCCUUUACACUCCCUCCAGCACGACUGGGCCUGAGCUGGAGUCGAAGGCCCAGCGCAUUGCUCGGUACAAGGCGGAGCGGAGGAGACAGCUAGCCGAACGCUAUGGCAUCUCCCUGGACCAGGACCCGGACAGGGACUACACUUCACGCUACAGCCGGCCCCGAAGAGAGCAGGAUAGAACCAGCAACCCUGCCCCCACCAGCCCCAAAGAAGGAAGCACCGCUCCCGCAAUCAGAAACACUGUUCCAGAGCCCACACUGACCCGAGUGGACUCCUUCUCUGAGCGGGAGAGACUGCUGAACUUGGAGAACCAGCGCCGCACCGUCCCUACAGAGCCGACCUCAGCGUACAUGGAAGUGACAGCUCUCUCCUCUGGCAGAGCGCCCCCUGCUGAGCCCAACCAGAGCAGCGUGGCCCUCGGCUCCCCCCACCUCACCAGCCAACCCUCUCUGCCCUCCCCCAAACGUGCAGCCUCCCCAGGGGACCUGUUCAUCGAGCAGCAGGCCCACAGCAUCCUCAGCAGGCAGGGUGCAGGGUGCAAAUCGAGCUCUGAUUGGCUGCUGCAGACAGACGCUGAGGGCGACACCCACUCCCCCAUCAACUGGCCAUCGAGAAUCCGCACUAGAGAGAGGCUGGCCCGGGAAGAGGGCCGCAAGAGGAAUCCUGAUCUGGGCCCAAAGUCUGAGCCCCCAGUGCCCUGGAGAGCGGCCCACACCUCCACCCGCCCCCACCCUCAGCAUGGCACUGUCCUACCCCCUCCAUCUGCCCCAGACCUCUGCACCUCCUAUCCCACCUACCUCUCCAUGUCCUCCGGGCCCACCUUCGGAGCUGCACCCCAGGAGGAGGGUCCAGACAUGGGUGGGGAGGUGCAGACACAGGGCCUUCUAAGGAGCAGAAAGGCUGUACUGCCAUCUGAGGUUUUCCACCACGAGAAGAGCAACGACGAGCCUAAAAGAGGACACAUUGAAGAGCAGUUGGGACCCAGGUACCGGAGCGGAGAGAUUGAAGAAAGACCCAGGCAUGAGCACAGAUCUUCCCAUUUAUCAAGAGGAAAAGAAGUAACUUUAUCAAAGCACACCCUCCACAGAGACCAGGGCACCCCGAACAUCACAGACCUCCCCCAGGACCCAUGGGUGUCAGUAUCCCAGCUGAGACACUCCUACAUGGAAAGUGCCACUACCCCCCCAAGCACCCACAGAGCACCCAUGUCCUGUGUUAGCUUGGACUUCGAUUCUUCGGAAGCUGAUGAGAAGCUGGAUGAGAGAGCCAAGCUGAGUGUAGCAGCCAAACGCUCUCUGUUCAAGGAGCUUGAGAAGAGCAUAGAUGGGGGGAUUCCUACACCUCGCGCCCGGAAUGCUGCUUUGGAGCGCAGACUGAGGAGAGGCCAGGAACGCUCCAGGACACAGCCAGUCACCACAGAGGAGGUGGUCAUCGCUGCCACUGUGCCGUCUGAUGUGGUACAGCCAGGGGGCGCUGUCACAACCAUGCCCCACCCCUUCAGUCCCUCUGUAGCCUUCAGCUCUCUUCCUCAGCACAGCCUGCAGGCCGCUUCCCAGAGUGGUACUCUGGUCAGAGAGGCCCCACAGAUGAUUGAGGCACAGGCAGCUCCGGGCCCCAGACAAGAAACCCCUGUGGAGAGAGAGCCACAUGUCCAGCCACCAGCCCAGUCAAAGAGCCAGUCCUCAACCCAGAGCCAGGCGAAGGAGGAGGGGCAGGAGGUCCAGGAGGAGCCUGACCGAAGCACCCUGAGCCUGGCUGCAAAGAUGGCCUUGUUCAACAGCCUGGCCCAGCCCCCCAGCCGGGUCACCAGGAUUAGGGGGGACACCCGCAACCGCAGGGCCAACGCACGCUACCAGACACAGCCCAUCACUCUGGGGGACAUGCAGCAGGACUCGUCGGGUUCUGAGUUGGAGGAGCUGGACUUGUGUGACAGUCCUGUAGAACAUCUCCAUCUCCAGACAGGACACUCCAUGGGUCAGCUGCCCUGCUCCUCUUCCUCUCCGGGUAGAUCACGGGCCGUGGACAUCCACACCAGCACUAAGGGCCCAUCCUCACAGAAGCCUCCAGAUCCCAGAGACCUGCCCUUGCUUGCCCAGCAGGAGCCUGAGGUGUGUGCGGGGAAGAGGAGGCUGAGCUCACUAGAGGAAGGGGAGCAACAGCCAGGCCUGCCCCAGCCCCGACUUCAGCACCCGCCGAGCAGUGGGAUGGAGAGGUGGGGGCAGGAGGAGGAGCCACUCACAAAGAUAGCAGAGAGAGAGGCAAUCAGGACACAGGAGAGGCAGCUGGGACAGGACAGGCACUGUGGAGGCCUGUUUGAGCCUUCCAGUCAGCAGCUCACAAAGACAGUCCCACCUCCACACAGACAGGGGCAGUGCUCUGAAGUAGAUGGUGUGGUACAGCCUGAGGGAGGAGCUGAGCUCAGUGCCAUGAUGACUGCCCAGCACAUGUCCAUCAAAGAGAGGGUGGCUCUGCUGAAGAGGAGUGGCGAGGAGGACUGGAGAAGCAGGAUCCACAGGAAACAGGAAGUGGCGCAGGUUGCCGGGGAUGACGCUCGGCUGUUGGACAGAGAGCGCACAAACAAGACUCAUGAGUCCAUUGUGUGUGCGUCUACUGUCCAGGAUCCUGUCUCUGCUCUGUCCUCUGAGCCUCCUGUCCUCUCCUCUUCUGACCAUCUCAUACAGGACGUCCCCUGUGCCAGAGCUGUCCAGGCGGAGGACCCACACCCCUGGAGACGCAAGCGUGUGGCAGAGGUGGACCCGGACAGCCAGCCCGUAGAGAUGUCCAUCCAGGAGAGGAAACAGCUGAUCUGUGCCCAGGAGGAGGCCUGGAAGAGCACAGGCCAUGGAGCAGCCAACGAUUCCACGCAGUUCACCGUGGCCGCGCGCAUGGUCAAGAAAGGCCUGGCGUCUCCCACUGCUCUCCAGUCUGCAGUUUCUUCCAAGCCCAAGAACAACUGUGUGGCCAUCUCCAAACCACAGGAAGAGAUCAAGGCCGCCCCAGACCUGCACCUGGAGACAGACGAGAAGUUGGACAAGCUGGAGAAUUUCCUGGGAAAGCUCAACAACAAAGUGGCUGGAGUGGAGGGCACCAUCACAGUGACACAGCUCAAAGUCAAAGAGGUGAUGAGUUUGGAGGAUGAGACCUUCUCAAAGUUCUACCGGCACAUGGAGGAGCUGCCCCAGGCCAACCACAUGGAGCUGGAGCAAGACUUUGAUGCCAUCUUUGGCCCGCAGCAGCCCAAGUUGACCUCAGAGAUGGUGCAACACAAGCGGUCAGUGCGUCCAGCCAGGAACGUUCAGGCGUCCAGGAACCCUCUGAAGACCCUGGCCUCUAGAGAGGACCUCCGCCAUGAGUACACAGAGUCUAGACUCAAUGUGGGGCUGUUGGAGAGCAAGAGGAUCAAGGAGGAGAAGAUGAAUAAGAACAGUGGUCUCUCUGAGGUGGCCUUGGCUGGGUUGGCCAGCACCGAGAGCUUCAGUAACGUAAACCUGAGAAGUGUCAACAUCUCAGAGCACGUGUCCAACAACAGCGCCGUGCCCUACAAGAAGCUCAUGCUGCUGCAGGUUAAAGGUCGUCGACACGUGCAGACACGGCUGGUGGAGCCCAGAGCUUCCUCUCUGAACAGUGGGGACUGCUUCCUGCUCCUCACGCCUCACCACUGCUUCGUGUGGAUGGGAGAGUUCGCCAACGUCAUCGAGAAGAACAAGGCAUCUGAGUUGGCUAAUUUCAUCCAGAGUAAGAGAGACCUGGGCUGCAGAGCAAGCCAUGUGCAGAUAGUGGAGGAGGGCUCCGGGGGACACAGCCCCUCAGCUAAAGACUUCUGGAGGACUCUGGGAGGACAGGGGACAUACCAGGGUGCGGGCACUCCGGAUGAGGAUGAGUUGUACGAGGUGGCCAUAGUGGAGACCAACUGUAUUUACAGACUGACUGAGGACAAGCUAGUGCCAGAUGAUGACUUCUGGGCCAAGAUGCCUCGCUGCUCCCUCCUCCACCCAAAAGAGGUGCUGGUGUUUGACUUUGGCAGUGAGAUGUACAUCUGGCAUGGGAAAGAGGUGACUCUGGCGCAGAGGAAAGUGGCCUUCCAGCUGGCCAAGCACCUGUGGAACGGCACCUUCGACUACUCCAACUGUGACAUCAACCCGCUUGACCCAGGGGAGUGCAACAGCCUCAUCCCAAAGAAAGGCCAGGGCCGCCCAGACUGGGCUGUGUUCGGGCGUUUGACGCAGCACAAUGAGACCACUUUGUUCAAGGAGAAGUUCUGUGACUGGAGCGAGGCUAGGAACUCCAGUCCCACCAGCAACAUGAACGAGCAGGUCCACAGGGACAAGGAGCAACCCUUCUCAGAGCCAGCCCGGGCCUAUAACGUGGCCCGCAUGCUGCCCCCUCACAGGGCUCCGGUGGGCACCAUGCUGGAUGGGUUUAAUGUGGGCCGGGGAUAUGGGCUGGUGGAGGGGGAGGAAUGGAGGAGCUAUCAGAUCAGCACUCUGGGGGUGGAGAUGUGGCACAUCCUGGAGUUCGACUACAGCCGCCUGCCCCAGCAGAGCAUUGGACAGUUCCAUGAGGGGGACACCUAUGUGCUCAAGUGGAAGUACAUGGUUAGCGCCACAGUGGGCCGAUGGCAGAGCCUGGAGCCUGUGAGGACCGCUGGCCCUGGGAAGGAGAAGUGUGCCUACUUCUUCUGGCAGGGCCGCUGCUCCACCGUCAGCGAGAAGGGCACGUCUGCUCUCAUGACUGUGGAGCUGGACCAGGAGAGAGGGGCUCAGGUUCAGGUGCAGCAGGGCAAAGAGCCGCCCUGUUUCCUGCAAUGUUUCAAAGGCGGCAUGGUGGUGCACUCUGGGAGGAGAGAGGAGGACCAGGAGACAGCGCAAAAUUCGUGGCGUCUGUACUGUGUGCGUGGAGAGGUGCCAGAGGAGGGCCAUCUGCUGGAAGUGACUGGGCACUGCAGCAGCCUGCGUUCUCGGGUCUCCAUGCUCCUGCUCAGUGUCAGUCAGUCCCUCAUCUACCUGUGGCAUGGCUGCAAGUCCCAGCCCCAUACCAGAGAGGUGGCCCGGACCGCAGCCAAUCACAUCAAAGAACACUGCCCUCUGGAGACAGGCCUCCACAGCAGCAGUCGCGUUACCAUCUUGGAGUGUGACGAGGGGGCGGAGCCUGGGGGUUUCUGGGACGCUCUGGGCCGGAGGGACAGGAAGGCCUACGACUGCAUGCUCCAAGACCCAGGCCGGUUUAACUUCACUCCACGCCUGUUCCAGCUCAGCUCCAGCUCAGGAGACUUCACAGCUGUGGAGCUGCUGUACCCAGCCAGAGAGCCUCAGCAGGUCAACGCUAUGCCCUUCCUCCAGGAGGACCUGUACAGCGCCCAGCAGCCAGCCCUGUUCCUGGUGGACAACCAUCACGAGGUGUACCUGUGGCAAGGCUGGUGGCCCCAGGACACUGAGACCGGUUCAGCUCGGAUCCGUUGGGACACGGACCGCAAGUGUGCCAUGGAGACUGUGCUGCACUACUGUCAAGGGAAGAAUGAGAAGAAGCCUCCGAAGUCGUACCUGAUCCAUGCAGGUCUGGAGCCUCUGACCUUCACCAACAUGUUCCCCAGCUGGGAGCACCGAGAGGACAUCGCCGAGAUCACAGAGAGGGAAGCAGAGGUGUGUAACCAGAUCAUUCUGGUGGAGGAUGUCCUGGCCCGCCUCUGUCAGAGCACAUACCCGCUGUCAGAGCUCCUGUCCCGGCCACUGCCUGAGGGAGUGGACCCCCUGCGCCUGGAGCUCUACCUGACCGACCACGACUUCCAGAGGGCCCUGGACAUGAGCCGAGAAGAGUUCCACAGUUUACCGGGCUGGAAGCAGGUCAACCUCAAGAAGAACAAGGGACUUUUCUGAAGUGUCCGGUUUGAACCCAGUACGAACCUGAUACAUGUAAAUAUGUAGCAUCGGCCUUGCUGCCCUCCACUAUGUAUGUGCACUACAAAUAUUUAUAAUUCAGAAUGCAUCUAUAGUUUUUAAAAGCAGAGCUUAAAUAUUUGUAUGAUAAAGUAUAGUGUUAUAAAUAGCUUGUACAUAGUUAGUUGAAUGUUGCUCAGUCACACAGAUGAAUUGGCGGUGACAUGAUGUGCCUUGCUUUGUGUACAGUUUCUACAGAUUCUAGACUUUGUGAUAUAAAACUGAGAGGAAUAAAUAAAGGUUUAUUGAAGUAA